This is a messenger RNA of Daphnia carinata, 1459 nucleotides long. RefSeq lists its product as uncharacterized. The record is from RefSeq and is a predicted model, not a curated record. The transcript is spliced from 2 exons. Bases 123 to 1445 code for a protein of 440 amino acids. Lineage: Eukaryota; Metazoa; Arthropoda; Branchiopoda; Diplostraca; Daphniidae.
CAGACGCAAGGUCCUCACUAAUUAUUUUCCGUGUUUAAAAUCGAAUAAAUACCGCGCUUCUAUUGCCAUUUGAUAUUAUUCUCUCAGAGACGAUUCAAGCGUCUAGUACAACAACAAUCAUCAUGCGUCUGUUCAGCAAAGUUAUGCUCAUCGGAGUCGUCGUGGUUUUAACGAAUUUUCAAGGGACGCGUUCAUUCACGCUCGACCGCAACGUGGACAAUCACGAUUCACUUGAGAAUACCACAGAUGGCCCAUUCGUUGUAGAUAGUCUUGAGCACGAUCAAAACAGAACCUCAACGGAAGACGAUCGUAUCGACAGCGUGGAGAGCUUGAAGAAUCAGACAUCAGUAGAAGAUGUUACCAACGAUUCUUUGGAAAUGGUGGCUAGUUCAAUCAAUCGAAACGUCGUCCCAAUUGCCUCUAGCCAGGAUAACGGCCAGCUAUUUGAUUUCGAUUCUGUGGAAGACGUGACCGUCGGGCAGAGUGUUGACACUCCGGACAUCUCUAACGAAAUAGAAACCACAACAAUCGACGAUGAUCUUUUCGAUGACCUGGUGGACAGCAUGGAAACGGUGAAGAACUCGACAGAAGAUCUUGCUGAUGACAAUGUUUCGCUGGAAAAAAACGAUAAAUUGUUGGAACGUGUCGCCCUACGUGAAGUAUCGGUUUUCAACCAUCUGCCCGUCAUCCGCGUAUUUAGCCAUCCAUCAACGCGUUCGUUCACGCUCGACCGCAACGUGGACAAUCACGAUUCACUUGAGAAUACCACAGAUGGCCCAUUCGUUGUAGAUAGUCAUGAGCACGAUCAAAACAGAACCUCAACGGAAGACGAUCGUAUCGACAGCGUGGAGAGCUUGAAGAAUAAGACAUCCGUAGAAGAUGUUACCGAUGAUUCUUUGGAAAUGGCGGGUAGUUUAAUCCAAAGAAACGUCGUCCCAAUUGCCUCUAGCCAGAAUAACGCCCAGCUUUUUGAUUUCGAUUCUGUGGAAGACGUGACCGUCGGGCAGAGUGUUGACACUCCCGACAUUUCUAACGAAAUAGAAACCACAACAAUCGACGAUGAUCUUUUCGACGACCUCGUGGACAGCAUGGAAACGAUGAAGAACUCGACAGAAGAUCUUGCUGAUGACAACGUCUCGCUGGAAGAUAACAAUAAAUCGUUGGAACGUGUCGCACUACGCAGAGUAUCGGUUUUCGACCAUCUGCCCGUCAUCGGCGUGUUUAGCCAUCCAUCAUCGGACGACCUCUACAUUGCGAAGCAGUACAUGGGCGAUUAUUACGUUUGGGAAAUGGGAGACGAUUCUGCUAGAGAAUACUUCACGCAACCAGGCAAAGGUUUUCCGAAGGCUAAUUCUGAUUCACCCAUUAAAGUGAAGGCCGAUCAAUUCGCCGGGUUUACACCUGUGCGAUCUCUGCCUGAUCAACGGCCCAAGACUGUAGUUUAGAUGUUUACAUGUUU